Molecule: messenger RNA, 458 nt
Organism: Heteronotia binoei (common prickly gecko)
Lineage: Eukaryota; Metazoa; Chordata; Lepidosauria; Squamata; Gekkonidae
Product: lysozyme C-like
Exons: 4
Coding region: 9-458 (149 amino acids)
Biological process (GO): defense response to Gram-positive bacterium; defense response to Gram-negative bacterium
Molecular function (GO): lysozyme activity
Source: RefSeq, a predicted model, not a curated record
CUGCAACGAUGAAGGUUCUCUUGCUGCUCUCCCUCCUUGCCUGCAUCCUCGCCAUGGGACAAAGCAAAAUUUUCGAGCGAUGCAAGCUGGCUCAAAAGCUCAAGAAGAUGGGGUUAGACGGCUACGCCGGCUACAGCCUGGCUAACUGGGUGUGCACGGCCGACCAUGAAAGCAGAUACAACACAGCCGCUACGCACUACAAUGACUACGAUGGCAGCACCGACUUUGGCAUCUUCCAGAUCAACAGUCGUUACUGGUGCCAGUAUGGCUCUGAGCCCAGUUCCAACAUCUGUAAGAUUCAGUGCUCUGAACUGCUGACAGACGACAUCGCCCCAGACGUGGCUUGUGCUAAGAUUGUGGUUGACGAAUCUGAAGAUGGAAUGGGAGCCUGGGUGGCGUGGAGGUUAUACUGUCAAGGUCCGGACGUGUCUCAGUAUGUGGCAGGAUGCGGCCUGUAA